GUGUAAGUAGGCAUGGCAAUAAUGCUUUCAAGCUUUUUUGGCCUGUUUUUCCUGUUAGCUCUCAUAAAAACAUUUCACAAACUAUGGUGGAUUCCCACUCGCAUAGAAUAUUUUAUGGCUUCUCAAGGAAUUAGAGGACCUUCUUACAGAUUCGUUCUGGGUAACGCUAAGGAAAUACAUAACAUGUUGAAGGAAGCCAUGAGCAAGCCUAUGAGUUUGUCUGACGCUCACAACAUAUUUCAUAAGGUUCAGCCUAAUCAGGAGUAUUGGGCCAAUAUGUAUGGAAAAAAUUAUCUUCAAUGGCUUGGUACACAACCUCAAUUGGUCAUAACGGAAUUGGAGCUGAUCAAAGAGGUACUCAACAACAAAAAUAGAGUAUAUCUGAAAUCUGGGGCCCAACGCUUUGUAAAGCAGCUAUUUGGAGACGGGCUUGUGGUAACCGAGGGUGAAAAAUGGGACAAAUUGAGGAAACUGGCAAACCAUUUCUUCCAUGCAGAAAACUUAAAAAGUAUGGUUCCUGCAAUGAUAUCUAGUGUUGAGAUGAUGCUGGAAAGGUGGAAAAACUAUGAAGGCAAAGAGAUCGAAGUGUUUGAAGAAUUUAGGGUGUUGACUUCAGAUGUGAUUUCCAAAACGGCAUUUGGGAGCAGUUACCUUGAAGGAAAGAAAAUCUUUGAUAUGUUGAGGAGAUUGACCUUUAUAGUAACCAUGAGUUUUUUCAAGAUCAAGCUUCCCAUCAUCAGCAAGUUCACAAAAGAUGAGAUAGAAUCUGAUAUGCUUGAGAGAGAAAUCAGUAACUCCAUAAUGGUGAUGGCCAAGAAAAGAGAAGAUAAGGUAAUGAGUGGAGAAGAAGGUAACUACGGACGUGAUCUUCUUGGGGGGCUAAUGAAGGCUCACCAUGAUGCCGAUCGAAAGAAGCAGAUUUCGAUGGGGGAUUUGAUUACCGAGGUCAGGUCAUUCUACUUUGCUGGACAGGAAACCACUAAUAGCUUGCUUGCAUGGACUGUGUUGCUUCUAGCAAUCCAUACAGAUUGGCAAGAGGAAGCAAGAAAGGAGGCGGUCAACUCAUUUGGUGAACAUAAUCCAACCUCAGAUGGCAUUUCAAGACUAAAAGUAAUUAGCCAGAUAAUUAACGAGUCUACAAGACUAUAUCCUCCCGUAGUUGCCUUUUCGAGGCACGUGGAAGAAGAAGUUAGACUAGGAAAUCUCAAUCUUCCUGCUAAAAUGGGACUUAUCAUCUCCAAUUUACCACUUCAUCUUGACCCUCAGAUAUGGGGAGAAGAUGUGCUUGAGUUUAAACCGGAGAGGUUCUCAGAAGGGGUUGUGAAAGCUACUAACAACAACCCGGCCGCUGUGGGAGGUGAGAGGCCCGUCGGUGGGAAGAUUUGCGCGGUUAGCGCCGGCGUUGGGGGAGAUUCGUUGUGCUCCGGUUCCCCUCCGACAACUUUAUGUGAGGAGCUCGAGUUUCGACAACUUUGUGUGCAUUCCGGCGACUUUGCCACUGCAACUCGCGAUCUUCAUUGGCAACAGCUUGAGAUCGACAUGGUCGGCGUUUGUGAUGGAGUUCGACCGACAUUAACAGAGAGAGAUAGAGAAGGUGAGAGGUGA
Morus notabilis is the source of this 1605-nucleotide messenger RNA. Its product is annotated as cytochrome P450 CYP749A22. The coding region runs from base 13 to 1605 and encodes 530 amino acids. Lineage: Eukaryota; Viridiplantae; Streptophyta; Magnoliopsida; Rosales; Moraceae. The transcript is spliced from 6 exons. Gene Ontology annotation, molecular function: iron ion binding; oxidoreductase activity, acting on paired donors, with incorporation or reduction of molecular oxygen; monooxygenase activity. The record is from RefSeq and is a predicted model, not a curated record.